This is a messenger RNA of Prunus avium (sweet cherry), 2043 nucleotides long. RefSeq names its product Nucleotide-sugar transporter family protein. The record is from RefSeq and is a predicted model, not a curated record. NCBI's taxonomy places the organism in Eukaryota, Viridiplantae, Streptophyta, Magnoliopsida, Rosales, Rosaceae.
UAGAUUCAUUCAGUCCCUAGCAAAGUAAACAAAGCCAGUAAGUCACCAACAGAGACAGUGCCAUAACGCUCCGGUCCUUCGGCCAAAGCUACUGUUGGAUUCUCUUUCGCUUAUACAGAGAGAGGUACGAGAAGGGAAGAAGGGCCCUCUGUUGUUUGCUUGCUUCUUUACUUGGUUUCUAGUAAUUUUCUUUCUUCUUAUUCAGGCAACCACACGUUCUCAGUUUCUCUGAUUCAUCGAUAACCCCACAAUCAUCUUAGCUUUCCCAGGCUUAUUUAUUGUUGUCAUUUCCCAACCACUGCUCUCUACUAUUUCCACAGUGAUUUUUUCUCCUGAUCCCAUCUCUCUCUCUGUUUCUCUCUUUCGCUCUUUCUCUGUGUCUGUUUCUGCCUGUUUUCCAAGUGGGUCGAUCUCUGAAAUUAAGCGAGCUUGUUCAGAUUUAGUUGAUUUUGACUCUUGGGUUUUAAAGCAUUCUAGAUAUCUGAAUCGGAGCAGCCAUUGCAAGAUUUGAUCCUGACACAAAUUUAUAAUUAAGUGCAUGAGGUCUUCUUCUGGGUUUAGGGCCGCAUAACAUCUGCGGUUUGCAGUUUGGUGUGCGAGAAAUAUUGCAUAAGAUGGUCUAAAGCCAGAUUUGAUAACAUUAGGUCUUUUGAUAGAAGGAAAUGUCCAAGAUGAUCAGCAAACCGCUGGUACUGACUUAUUUCUACCUGUUCAUCUACAUUCUGCUUUCGUCAGGCGUUAUAUUGUACAACAAGUGGGUUCUGUCUCCAAAAUACUUCAAUUUUCCAUUACCCAUAACACUUACGAUGAUUCAUAUGGGAUUUUCUGGACUCGUAGCAUUUUUACUUGUUCGUGUUUUCAAGGUUGUAGCUCCUGUCAAAAUGACAUUUGAAAUAUAUGCAACUUGUGUAAUACCAAUCAGUGCCUUCUUUGCAUCAAGUCUUUGGUUUGGAAACACUGCUUACUUGCAUAUUUCUGUGGCGUUCAUCCAAAUGCUCAAAGCUUUAAUGCCAGUGGCUACUUUUAUCAUGGCUGUUUUGUGUGGCACUGACAAACCAAGGUGCGACGUGUUCUCAAACAUGGUGCUGGUCAGUGUUGGAGUUGUCAUUUCCUCAUAUGGGGAGAUUCAUUUUAAUGUAGUUGGUACAGUUUACCAGGUUAUGGGCAUCUUUGCAGAGGCUCUUAGGCUGGUCUUAACACAAGUCCUUCUCCAGAAGAAGGGCUUGACUCUAAAUCCGAUCACCAGCUUAUACUAUAUUGCUCCAUGCAGCUUUGUCUUCCUGUCUGUGCCCUGGUUAUUACUUGAGAAGUCUUCCAUGGAAGUUUCACAGAUUCAGUUCAACUUCUGGAUAUUUUUCUCCAAUGCUCUUUGUGCUUUGGCGUUGAACUUCUCCAUUUUCUUAGUAAUUGGUAGAACUGGAGCAGUUACCAUCCGGGUUGCUGGUGUUCUAAAAGACUGGAUAUUGAUUGCCCUUUCAACUGUUAUAUUUCCAGAGUCUAUGAUUACCAGGCUGAACAUAAUUGGUUAUGCCAUAGCAUUGUGUGGUGUUGUCAUGUACAACUAUAUAAAGGUUAAGGAUGUUCGAGCAUCUCAACUACCUUCUGAAAGUAUUCCGGAGAGAAUUUCAAAGGAUUGGAAGUUGGAGAAAAAGUCAUCUGAUAUUUUUAUCCCUAACAACAGUGGAUCAGCCUCUGAUAUCGAUGUCGAUGAAGAGACACCCCUAACUCAAUCAACAAGGCUGUCUCAUAUUGGACGAUCGCAGGUUGGCAACCAUGGUGCAUGAUUCAUGAACUCACGUGUAGAUUGAUGUUUGGAAAAGGAAAAUCUGGAGAUUGGAGUAUGCUGAUUCUUUUUGCACUCUAGACCCUUUAUUAUUUCCAGGAAAGAGAUUUUAACGCGGAAACCCAGGGGCAAUAUUGUAUUACUUUCAGUUGUAGGAAGUGAAUGCAUGAUUUGCCUGUUGAAAUUUGCAGAUGGUAGCUUAGGACCCUAUUAACUUGUCAAGGCUCUUGAUAAGAAAAACAAGUUUUUGUCUUGACAAA